GUAAAACCUGUAAAACCUUUUGAAAUAAUUUUACCAUCCUUGAAAAGAUACCGGAAGGUACCACACUUGCUAGUGUAAAAUUUAGUAUAUCCAAGUACUAAGUAUAUCGAGGUAAAAAAAUUUAGUGUAAAAUUUAGAUACCUCGAGGUAUUUUUUUAAGGACUAUAAAUAUCUCAACCUUUUGGGUUUAGAUCACGUUUCGUUUGAAGUGCAAUUUACUCUCUUCUUUUUCAUAGGACUAACCUUGUCAUGCCAGACGCUGCAAUUUCCAGGUAGGCAAGAAGUUGAUUCUGAACAUGAGCAUCGAGGCAGCCUAUCAGAGAGCAAUGAACACAUUAACCAGCUGGGUUCACCGUGAAGUAAACCCACACAAGUCCCUGGUCAUUUUCAGAACAUAUUCACCAGCACACACAAGGGCUAGCAGCAAUGGUGGUUGCGCCAAGGAGACAACACCUGAGCUGAACUCAUCAAGGAUUUCACUUCACCGGUGGCCAGGGAUGGUGAACCCGGCAUUUGAGCCAUCGAGAUCCGGCACGGCGGCGGCGAAGCUGCGUGUGCUGAACGUCACGCUGAUGACGGCGCAGAGGAGGGACGGCCACCCGUCGGUGUUCAAUGUCGCGGCGGCGGCGAGGUCGCCGGCGAGGCAGAGGGCGGACUGCAGCCACUGGUGCCUCCCCGGCGUGCCGGACGCGUGGAACGAGCUCCUCUACGCCAUGAUUCUCAAGAGGUUUUCGUGAUGUUGUAUAUAGUGGAUGUCAAUGCCUGCUCGGCAUUUGGCAACAGAUGGAAUGGAUCAUUUGGGAUCAUGAGAAAUGUGAAGUGGUCAAUUGUCAUUCUGACCGCAUUUUUUUCUGUAAUUAUUACGUUUAAGCAGUAUGCUCUGAUGGAGUUUCCUAGGUUAGAGUACUGUGAUGUUACUGUUAGAAUUAUUCUGAGAAAUUGUACUUUUAUCUCACAAACUGUCUGUGAGGAUAUUGCUUCUGAGUAAUAUAUUCCCUUCU
Messenger RNA from Oryza sativa Japonica Group (Japanese rice), 1001 nucleotides. Its product is annotated as protein trichome birefringence-like 10. The record is from RefSeq and is a predicted model, not a curated record. NCBI's taxonomy places the organism in Eukaryota, Viridiplantae, Streptophyta, Magnoliopsida, Poales, Poaceae. Gene Ontology annotation, cellular component: Golgi apparatus. Gene Ontology annotation, molecular function: O-acetyltransferase activity.